AUGGCAGAUGGCUACACUACAGUCGGAAAGAUGUGGCACCCAUCGCUGUACAUUGGCUCCAUCAUUGACAAGCACGAUGAUCGCGUAGCCAUACUCCCCCCGAGGAUAAAGGAGUCCAUGCCCUCUCCUGAACCCAAGCCGGGGGAGGCUGGCUGGCUCUAUCGGGUCCUGGAGCCUUACUACUCUCGGGAAUGCGUGGACAACGUCAUGGCCGCCAUGCUCGAGGGUCAGAUCUCCUCUGGCGCCUCGUGGCCACGGAAGCUGGCGGCGGAGGUCUGCAGCCUCUACCAGGUGCCUGUGGCGCUCCCCACCUCCUCCGGAGCCUCGGCGCUGCAUGUGGCGUUGCUGGCCUGCAACCUGGGCCCACAUGACCACGUGCUGGUGCCCACCCUCACGAUGGUUGCCGUCGCCAACAUGGUGAAGAUGGUGGGCGCCAAGCCCGUCUACUGUGACUGCGCCGAGGGCUCCGUGAAUCCGGGCGUUGCCGAGCUGAAACAGAAGGCGACGCCAAGGACGAAAGCGGUCAUCGUGUGUCACACUUACGGUAUUGCUUGCCGCGACAUCGCCGCCAUCAGCGAGCUUUGCAAAGAGAAGGGAUGGUGGUUGGUGGAGGACAUUUGCGAAGCCAUGGGCACCAAAGCAGACACCGGAGAAUUGGUGGGGACCUUCGGCGACUUUGCGGUGACAUCGCUGUACGCCAACAAGCCCAUCACAGCCGGAGAUGGCGGCUGGGUGCAUGCAAAAGAUCAGAAGCAUCAUGACCGCCUCAAGUCGCUCAUCAAUCACGGCUUUGAUCCGGCGUAUCACUUUCUCCACUUUGAGACUGCCCCCAAUGCCAAGAUGAAUGGCCUGGGCGCAGCCUUUGUUUGCUCUCAGGUGAAGAUGCUUCCCAGACUGAUGCAGCAUAGAGGGCAGGUGGCGAACUGGUAUCGAGAAGGAUUGGCUGGAAUUACCGAGCUGCGCUGCAUCGAGCAGAGGCAGAUAGAUGCUCCGUGGGUCUUUGGCGUGGAGACGAAAGACCGUCAAACUCGAGACAAGCUGCGGGAUCAUUUGGCGGCGAAGGGCAUCGAGACAAGGAACUACUUUUAUCCACUUCAUUUGGAGCCGGUCAACUUUUAUGGUGAUGACGUGGGUGUAUACGAUGUUGUUCUACCACGUGCUGAAAGCCUGGCUCAGGUUGGCUUCUACCUGCCAACUCACUCCUUCUUGGAACAGGGUGACGUGCAGUACAUCUGUUCGAUCCUGCGCUCGUUCUACCAAGCCGACUCGGCCGUGAGCGCGCCGCGGAAACAUGGCUGGGUGGAUGCGGAGAGAUCCAAGCUCCUGACACCAAGCUAG
Molecule: messenger RNA, 1338 nt
Organism: Effrenium voratum
Lineage: Eukaryota; Dinophyceae; Suessiales; Symbiodiniaceae
Source: the annotation of a GenBank genome assembly